Leptopilina heterotoma is the source of this 1991-nucleotide messenger RNA. RefSeq lists its product as uncharacterized. Gene Ontology annotation, molecular function: transcription cis-regulatory region binding; protein binding. The record is from RefSeq and is a predicted model, not a curated record. Bases 137 to 1867 code for a protein of 576 amino acids. Lineage: Eukaryota; Metazoa; Arthropoda; Insecta; Hymenoptera; Figitidae. Gene Ontology annotation, cellular component: nucleus. The transcript has 2 exons. Gene Ontology annotation, biological process: positive regulation of transcription by RNA polymerase II.
UGUAAAUUGUAAUCAUCUGUUGUAAACAUGUUGUAAAAUGCAAUGAACAUUUUGACAUAUAAAAGAUAAAGAAAUUGAUUUUUUUCUUAAUUUUGUACAUGAAAUGAAAAUACAUAGAUUUUAAAAUAAAAUCAUAAUGGAGUCGGAAUUUUUAGAAAUUAUGGACGAAAGAAAAAAUGCGAGAUGUUUUUCUCGAGAAAAAAAUCCUCUAGAACUAGCACUAAAGUUUGGAUCCAUCGUGGAAAUUCAAGAUAUCCUCCGUGAAAAAUAUGCAGCAACAUUAUCACCAGAAAAUGAUUGGGCGAAGAAAUGUAGACAAAUUAUAAAUAUUUGUCUGGAGAAAAAACUUAACGUUAACAUGAAAAGCACAUAUUAUUUUGCUUUAUUACAAUUUGUGAUAAAACAUCUCGACGAAGAUUUUGAAUCAGUUUUCAAGAAAUGCGAAAAAUUUGAUAUAAAUACUUAUAAUGAUCCAGAUUAUAUGUUCGAUACACUGUUCGAGACGUCUUUACUGCAUUUUGCGAUAAAAAUAAGAAAACAGAAUGUAGUGAAAGCUUUGAUAGAAUUCGGUGCAGAUGUCGAUGUAAAAGACGACCGUGGACAAACACCUCUAUUUAACGCCGUUCAAACUAAACAAACAGAAAUAGUAGAAUUGCUUUUAAAAGCGGGAGCGAAUGUUAACGCGGAAGAUUCUAAUAAUAUGAUGCCAAUUAAUUUUGCUUUUGGCGAAAGAGAAGAUACUAGUAGCAAUGAAAAAUACAAACCCUCGAAGUUGGUGACGCUCUUGUGCUCAUAUGGAGCUGAGUUAAAUUUCAAAACCAAUGGUGGCGGAAAUACGUUGGUUGCUGCUUGCAAAAUUGGCAAUUUAAAAGAAAUAGAAUUUUUAAUUGAACAUGGAGCUAACUUAUUCACCUGGGAAGAUGACUAUAAAUCGGCAUUAGAUAUUGCAGCCGUAAAAUAUAAUUACAAUCUUAUCGAUUUUCUAUUAUGCAGAGGUUUUAAUAUUAAUUAUUAUAAUUGCGAGGGGGGAAAUGUUAUUCACCACCUGUCACGUACUGUAGAAAACAUUAUAUCUGCGACUUAUCGUAAUAGAGACAAUUCCUAUGAAGCUAUUGGUAUCGAUUGGAAUUUAAAUUUUAUAGGUGACGAAGUGAAAAAAGCGGCAGAGAUGAUAGAAUUUUUAGCUGAUAAUGGCGUAGAUGUAAAUACUUUGGAUGAUGGAAACAUUACUCCUCUAAUGAUAAGCGUUCGUUAUAAUGCUCUUGAAAUUACCGAAUGCCUUUUGGAAUUGAACGCCAUAAUUUACAAUAAUGAAGAUUAUCCGAAUUAUGAAAGUUACAGCAGUCACAUAAAUGCAGAAUUUCAUUCAGAUAAAAUUACUACGUGGAAACUAUUAACAGCAUUUUUAGCACUUAAAAAUUUCGAUAUUAAAAGCUAUAGUUGUUCACUAUAUAUAAAUUUUGAAUGGGUCUUUUCCUUUUAUGAAAAGUGCGAAGAAGAAGUAUUUAAAAUGGAAGAAAGAAGAAUAUGGGCAGAUCGAGAAGUUUCAUUUUUCGACUUUCUAAAUGAAGAUUUGUUGAAGGUGACAAAAUAUUUCAGAAAUGAUGAUGUAAUGUCUGUUUUGGAAUCUGACACAUAUGACGAAUUUCCGGAUUACAGAUAUUUUUUUGAAAAGCGUAAAGAAAGGGUUGAGAGAAUGAAAAAUUGUCAAAAUGUCUUUAUUCGUUUUCUGAAAGAGUUUUUUAAGAGAAAUUUACUAAGCGUUGUAAUUGAAAUAAUGAAUUACUUGUCAGCUGGGGAUCUUCGCAACUUUGGAAGAGCGGUCUGCAUAACGAAAAAGACACCUAAUGGAAACUAUUUCGUUUAAAUAUAGUUCAUUGUUUAUGAAAAAUAAUUUCAUACAUUAUAACAAAACAUUCACGUUAAGAAAAAGUAUCGUUAUUGACAAUAUUUUUCUAAUUUUGUGUUUAUGUACUAUUGAAAAUUUUGUG